Messenger RNA from Cryptococcus wingfieldii CBS 7118, 477 nucleotides. RefSeq lists its product as hypothetical. Lineage: Eukaryota; Fungi; Basidiomycota; Tremellomycetes; Tremellales; Cryptococcaceae. The transcript has 3 exons. The coding region runs from base 1 to 477 and encodes 158 amino acids. The record is from RefSeq and is a predicted model, not a curated record.
AUGAACAUUGGAAAUCUGGCACAAUUGACGACAUCUGCAAGCCAUAUUGACGACGCUGUCUUGCGCGCUGCGCAGAGUGGCGACUGGGACCAAGUGAAAAUGAUCGAGAGUGAGAUUGGGGAAGUAUCGAGUCUCAUCGACGCAUAUGGAUGGGACUGGAUUGAUUUGGCUUUAUGUGAUACGGCGGCUGCUUUGAUUCAAGCCAGAAACCAGAGAGGUACAUGGAACAGUCUGCAGUCACUUGUCGAACUCACUUAUCACUUUGAUGACUCUUUGGGGCCCAGAGGGAACCUUCAGUCAGCAAUGGAGACAAAUGACUUUAAAUAUGCGAGCUCCGUGCUGGACCUCUUGGACGAGAUGGAGAAUGUUACAGGUCCGACUUCGAAGGCCCUUCAGCAGCUGAGCGACAUCUUGGGCUCUGUUGCCUCGAGCAUGGCAGUACUAGAGAACGAAAUGGGUCUGGAUAUUGAUAAGUGA